AUGUGGAUCUGCCCUGGCAUUGGGUUGUGGCAUGUUCAUGGCCACCACACAGAAUGCUUUGCACAACAUGCUCCCAAUUUCAUUGUGGGUGCUGGCUGGGUGGAUGGGGAGAUCAUGGUCACCUUGUGGUCCUCCCUGAAUAUCAUUCCCCCAUCUGCUAGAGGCAUGGCUACUCCCCAUCAGCAUAUCAGGAAGCAAAAAAAUGGUUUAAACCUCAAUUUCCUGAAAAUGGUCAGAAUGCAUCAGUCUACAAUGAGACUCAAGCAGAAACCCAAGGUUGCUGAGGAAUCUUAUUUAGUGGUUGAAGGCAGGUUUUCUGAUUUGAAUGGUAAUGUCCCACCAGCAAUCAGCCAAUCAUGGGGGGAAGAAGCAGAAGUGGCAUUGGAAAACCAGCUGUCAAGGCCACAGGCCAUGGAUAUAUAUGAGGUCAGGCUGCAGAAAGCUCCCUCUGCAAAGGCAAUCAAGAUAGAUUUACUGGCCAUCCCCCAGCCAGGGCAUUCACAGGGUAUGGUGACCUGGAUUGCGAAGGCAUUGAAGAUAGAGGAAGCACAAAUCCAGCUUACAGUGGCAUGCUGGCACAUCACCUCAAGAGCAACAGAAGCUCAAAAUCUCACCAUUGCACAUCACCAUGAUUGUCUCCAGUCCCAUAUACACAGCAUUUUCAACACUGCCAAAAAACUAUUUGGGGACAGAUUUGAGGAUGCCAAGCUGUUCUGGUCAUCUAACCCACAUGAUCCAGAAACCAUUGCAUUGCUGCUGCCAUCCAAUGUUGGCAAAUAUCAUUUUGAAAGAUCUGGCCUGGGGUAUGUGACAAUAAUGGAGCUGCAACUGUGGCAAGGACAGGCCAAUGAUUGUCUUCAUGAACUGUGGCUUGUGCUUGCAGAGAAGGCAGUCAUCUUUCGAACUGACAUUCACCAUGGAAGUAAUUACCACAUGGCCACAUACACCUGGGGAAGGGUGGCCAAUGCUGAAGCAGCAGUGCAAUGUCAUGCCACUGUGUACUGCUGGUGCCACAUUCAAAUGGGCAGGUUAGGGGCCAGGCUGGAUAUCUUGAAUGACUCUGACCUAACUAUCAGCAUGGCAGUAUCUGACCCAAAUGCCAGAGGUCACAGAGACAAUACCCUACCUUGGAUCUGGACAAUGGAUGUACCAAGGGAUAUGGCUGCUAAUGAUUGGAUGUCAGAAUUCUACAGGGCCAAUUGGCUCUGGAUGAGGGCACUGUGGGACAGAUGGAAGGAGGAGGUUCAGCUGUUGAAAUGCAAGCAGGAUUGGACUAAAAACUUCUUUGAAAACAAGGUAAGAUUUUGGAUUGGCAGACAGGCUGCCACAUUGGCAAAGGGACAGGCUGGGCUGGCAUGCUAUGCUGCAUGGCAAUGCCAGAUGUAUGGCAGAUUAGCAUGUCUUCUGUGA
Molecule: messenger RNA, 1410 nt
Organism: Pisolithus orientalis
Lineage: Eukaryota; Fungi; Basidiomycota; Agaricomycetes; Boletales; Pisolithaceae
Exons: 6
Coding region: 1-1410 (469 amino acids)
Source: RefSeq, a predicted model, not a curated record